AUGAGCGGCCGAUCGCUGAUUAGCCACACAUUCAACGGACAACUCGUUAAUAAUUGUAACAACUUUUCAAUCAAUACUGUAUUUAACGCCAAAAAGCCAUUGCUAACGGAUCUAAUCGUCGGCCGGCUAUCGGCGGUGCGGCUAUCGAGCGGUGACGCGACCGCCGGUGACCAACAAUACCAGCAUAAAUGGGUUCCGGAGGGCGACCGCUGGUGGGAACGGUCGGGUCGGCCGAUGGCCACCGACGAGGAGUGGGAAGAGAACCGGCUGUUGCAUCGGUUCCACGUGUGCGGCGGUUCGUGGCGCCGGAAGCCGAAGCACCCGCUGGACAAUCAGCCGCAGAUGAAGGGAGUGGUGCUGAAGACGCUGAUCAAGAAGCCCAAGAAGCCCAACAGCGCUAACCGCAAGUGUGUGCUCGUGAGGCUCACCAAUGGCAAGGAGAAGGUGGCCUUUGUUCCCGGGGAGGGACACAACCUUCAGGAGCACAGCGUUGUGUUGAUCGAGAAGCGGCGCGUCCGCGAUGUGCCCGGCCUUAAGCUCCGUGUGGUUCGCGGCACUCGUGACUGCGCUCAUGUGGUCAAGAAGUCCGGUAAUAUGUAG
Molecule: messenger RNA, 600 nt
Organism: Medioppia subpectinata
Lineage: Eukaryota; Metazoa; Arthropoda; Arachnida; Sarcoptiformes; Oppiidae
Source: the annotation of a GenBank genome assembly